Molecule: messenger RNA, 549 nt
Organism: Entamoeba nuttalli P19
Lineage: Eukaryota; Evosea; Mastigamoebida; Endamoebidae
Exons: 2
Coding region: 1-549 (182 amino acids)
Source: RefSeq, a predicted model, not a curated record
AUGUUAGGAAAAGAUAAAAUAAAACAAUUACAAAAGAAAGGAAUUUUUGAACGAAAAGGAAAACUUGUAUUACAAAUGGAAGAAAUUAUUCCUCCUCAACGUCUUUGGGAUUCAGAGAAUGGAAAUACUGAAUUCUUAUUACCACAAGGAGUUAUUUAUGAUAUGUUAUGUAGUUAUUGUCUUCCAUUUUUAUUUUAUAAACAAACAGUAUUAUUUAACAGGGAUUUGAUUAUCAAACAUAUUAAUGUAGUUGCUGUAAAAUUAGAAAUUAUUAAUUCUUCAUUACCUCAGGCACUAGAAAAUAUGAAACAAUCUCAAAUUGAACUUCCAAAACAAAUACACAACUCUGUACAAACAAUUGAAGCAUUAAAAGAAAGAGUAAAAAUUUGUCAACAAAGAGUUAUAUCUCUUUCUCAAUUUAAUAACUCAUUACAAAAGUUUAUUGAAAUUAAAGAAGGUGUUAUACAAAAUGAAGAAAUGAAACAUAUAAUUGGAUUUCCUAUUGACUUUUCUAAUGAUGUUGUUGGAAUACACCCGAGUUUAAUGUAA